UAUGCAGCUCACUCAGUAAAACCCAGUCAUGAGAAAUACUGCAGAUGAUAGUAGAAGCCAUUUCGAAGCACUGCAAUAUAAGGAAGCAGGUACUGGCACAGCGCGAGGACUUCACAGGCUCAGGACAAUGCACUGUGCUGCCACGCUGGCACGGGCAAGAGAAUUGCUUCAGUGAAGGUAAAGCAGCAAAGGCAACAGCGUAUUUUCCAGGGAAGGCAAACUAAACUGAAACCAAGGCAGUCUGCAUCAGUCUACAGUCUAGGGAGUGGUGCAAAAAAUCCCAUUACCACCCACCUGAAGAGGUCUCCAAACUUGCUUCUCAGGUGACUACAGGACACGUACAGAUCAUAGAGAAGAAACAAAAGCAGAAGCACUGAGACCGUCACCUGGAAUUUGCUGCUGUCUCUGGCUAAGAAACCAGUUCAAAGCAGAGGAAGGUCUAAGUCUUAGAACUGGGAUGCACAGCUGCUCCUCCAGCCUCUGCUUGGUCCGUGGGAUUUACACAUGAACACUCCUGCCUGCUCAUGUGGUGAAGAGCCAGAGGAAUUGCGAACGACCCUCUGUCAGCAACACUAGCUUCCCAUUGCAGGAAAUACCCAAGCGUUUCAUCGCUUCUCAACAGUGCACAACGGAGGGGGGAAAAGGCAAAGUACAAAUGAAACCCACAGCCAACUUCAGCUACUCUAGAAACAACACCAACUGUACCAGCGAUAACAAAAUCAGUCAAGUAAUUUUUCCUUUGCUUUAUACGGUUUUGUUCCUGGUGGGUAUCACCAUGAAUGGCCUGGCAAUGUGGGUCUUUUUUAAAAUAUCCAGUAAAUCCAAUUUCAUCAUCUUCCUCAAGAACACUGUAAUUUCUGACAUCCUCAUGAUCCUGACUUUUCCAUUUAAAAUCCUUAGCGAUGCAAAGUUGGUAUCAUGGGUACUGAGAGGAUUUGUGUGCCAGGUCACCCAGGUUGUAUUUUACUUCACCAUGUACAUUAGCAUUUUGUUUCUUGGUUUAAUAACUAUCGAUCGUUAUCAGAAAGCUGCUUCGCCGUUCAGAACAUCAACACCAAGGAGCCUUUUAGGUGCCAAGAUCCUGUCCACAGCAAUUUGGGUAUCAAUGUUUGCUCUUUCAUUACCCAACAUGAUUCUAACGAACAAGAAGAAAACGCCUAAGAAUGUAAAAAAGUGUGCUCUCUUGAAAUCUGAGUUUGGCUUAGUCUGGCAUGAAAUCGUAAAUUAUAUUUGUCAACUUAUCUUCUGGAUUAAUUUAGCAGUCAUAGUUAUAUGCUACAUACUCAUAAGUAGAGAACUGUACAAAUCCUAUAAAAGGACAAGAUGCAUAGGAAAAGCAUCCAAAAAGACUGUAAAUCUGAAGGUUUUCAUCAUUAUCGCAGUGUUCUUUAUUUGUUUUGUGCCAUUCCACUUUACUAGAAUCCCCUACACAUUGAGCCAAACAAGAGAUGUUUUUGAAUGCUCUGCUCAGAACACUUUGUUUUACUUGAAAGAGAGCACGCUGUGGCUGACAUCACUAAAUGCCUGCCUAGAUCCAUUCAUAUAUUUUUUCCUCUGCAAAUCAUUUAGAAAGUCCUUGCUAGACAUGCUGUGCAAGUACACAGCAUCAUCAGAACUCAGAGCACGGAUAAAGAAGCAGAACGAAGGAGAUGACACAGAUGAGACACCACUCUAGAGCUAAGAACUACGGAUACCCCUUCUUGGCCACAUACGUUUAUUAGUGGGCAGAAGCAGCACAAAUCCUGUAGAAGAAUAUCUAGAAUUUCACCGACUACUUUUGA
This is a messenger RNA of Egretta garzetta (little egret), 1781 nucleotides long. RefSeq names its product purinergic receptor P2Y12 (gene P2RY12). Gene Ontology annotation, molecular function: G protein-coupled purinergic nucleotide receptor activity. The transcript has 4 exons. Gene Ontology annotation, biological process: G protein-coupled receptor signaling pathway; blood coagulation. Lineage: Eukaryota; Metazoa; Chordata; Aves; Pelecaniformes; Ardeidae. The record is from RefSeq and is a predicted model, not a curated record. Gene Ontology annotation, cellular component: membrane. Bases 656 to 1675 code for a protein of 339 amino acids.